CCUCUCCCUGUGUGGGACCAAGGAGGCACUGGCCUGCUUGUCCAGCCCCUCGUGGCUCCUUAAGGGGAGGGCGGGUGGGCAUCACUCGGGGGUUAGAGGCUGUCAGUGACCAGCAUCUCCUGUUCCGGGGCACCUGGGCCAUCGAGCGAGCAGCACUGAGCAGACAGCCCAGAAAUGGGCGUACAGCCCUGGCUCCUGCUCAGCGGCCUGCACCCCAGCCCACACCUGGGAGGGGUCUGGAAGAUCUUCCUCAGGGUUCUGGGAAAGGUACUAGCUCAACUUCCUUUGACAGAGGGGAGGGGGCGCCUGGGGGACAGGAUUCCUGGGUUUUGCUGGUUGGGAGCAUAGGCCAGAUUCGCAGGCACAGGUGUGGGGGCUUUGAGACAAGAAGACAGAACCCCUGGCCUGGAAGUCUGGGCUGGCGUCCACGCUGUGGGAGCCCUUGGUCUGGGAGGGGCCUGAGUGCUUUGCGCAAGGGGUGGGGGUGUAGGACGACUGGGACCCGCCCCUCCGGUCCCUCCCAGACGCAGUCCUCCGCCUGCCGCCUGGGCUCCCACACGCCUGAGGGUCCUGCACACAUCUGGGCACAUCUGGGCAGCUGAGGGGAAGCAUGAACGCCUCGCAGGCGGCCAGAGCUGCCUGGCUGAGCUGCUGCAACCAGUCCGGGGUGCAGCCGGGGCUCCCCGAGGGGCCGCGCGCCCUGCAGGCCGCGGUGCUGGGCGUGCUGUCGCUGCUGGUCCUCUGCGGGGUCCUCUUCCUGGGGGGCGGCCUCCUCCUGCGCGCCCAGGGCCUGAGGGCUCUGCUGGCCCACGGGCAGCACGCGUCCCCCGAGGCUGAGCCGGGCAGCGAAGACUCCUAGGACCCCUGCCCUUGGGGUUGCCCCGUCCAGGCAGCCCUGGAGCUGGGUGCGUGACUGCGAGGGAGGCAGCUGCCGCGGUGCCGGUGCGGGUCAGAGUGCGCUGAGGACUGCUGCAGAGCCGGAGGCUCCGGUUCCCCCUUCACUGAGGCUGUGGGUGCACAGGUGA
Messenger RNA from Pipistrellus kuhlii (Kuhl's pipistrelle), 1025 nucleotides. RefSeq names its product small integral membrane protein 41 (gene SMIM41). The transcript has a single exon. Bases 611 to 859 code for a protein of 82 amino acids. Lineage: Eukaryota; Metazoa; Chordata; Mammalia; Chiroptera; Vespertilionidae. The record is from RefSeq and is a predicted model, not a curated record.